GCAGAGAGAGGCGGUAACCCAUUGCUUGCGAGUGUGUCUGUGUGUGUGGAGAGAGACAGAGAGCGCACGCUGCAGGUUGGCGCAGGCACCGGUCCGGGUGAACAGAGCGUUGUGCGCGGCGGCAGCAUGGCUUCGUCUCACGGGAGGAACGACGUGCGGUUUGCCGACUGGAUGGCAAGUUUACCACCGAGCAUGCACACCAUCCCGCUCACCAACUUGGCCAUUCCCGGUUCCCAUGAUUCUUUCAGUUUCUACAUCGACGAGGCGUCUCCUGUGGGCCCCGAGCAGCCCGAGACGGUGCAGAACUUUGUUUCUGUUUUUGGCACGGUGGCUAAGAAGCUAAUGAGGAAGUGGUUAGCUACGCAGACGAUGAACUUCAACAGCCAGCUUGAGGCUGGGGUCCGCUUCUUUGACCUGCGUAUCUCCACCAAGCCCCGAGAUCCCGACAACGAGCUGUUCUUCGCCCACGGACUCUUCAGCGCCACGGUCAGAGAAGGUCUGGAGCAGAUCAGUAGUUUCCUGUCCGCUCAUGCCAGAGAGGUCGUGUUCCUGGACUUUAACCACUUCUACGGCGUGCAGAACCUGCACCAUGAAAAACUUGUGGCCAUGUUGAAAGAGGUGUUUGGAGAGAAACUGUGCCCAGUCGUCUUUGCUCAAGAGGUGAGUCUCCAGUAUCUGUGGGAGAAGGAGUUCCAGGUGCUCGUCUUCUACCAUCACCCCAUGGCCCUGGAGGUGCCCUUCCUGUGGCCGGGUCAGAUGAUGCCAUCUCCCUGGGCCAACACCACCGACCCGGAGAAGCUGGUGCAGUUUCUCCAGGCGUCUGUCACUGAUCGCAGGAGGAAGGGGACCUUCUUUGUGUCCCAGGUGGUUCUGACUCCAAAGGCCAGCACAGUGAUGAAGGGCGUGGCCAGCGGACUGAGGGAGACCAUCACAGAAAGGGCACUGCCGGGCAUGAUGCAGUGGAUCAGGUCACAGAGACCCGGGGAGAGUGGCAUCAACAUUAUCACAGCUGACUUUGUGGAGCUCGGCGAAUUCAUCAGUGCAGUCAUCACCCUCAACUAUCACCUGGAUGACGAGGACGAUGAUGCCACCUGAGGGACCAAAAAGGGAGCACAGAUACCGGUGGUUUUGGUGUGCGCUCUCACUCUUUUCUCUUUGGCAUUUAUUUCAUGGAGGGAGUCGUGCUGCUCCUUUCAUUUUCUUUAGGGCUAUAGUGAAUUGAGCGAUCAAAUUGUGAAAGGUGGCUGAGGUGAGAGAAGUUUGGAUUUGGAGAAACAUCACAGAUGUUUGGUCGGAGCACAAAGAGCGAUGAGGUUCUGUUUGUUUCCUAUUUUGGGGAGAUUUUUUUUUUUUUUAUUAAGUCUGUGUAACUUCAACCAAUCAAAAUGUAGGCCUGUGCAGGUAGCUACCAUUUGUAUUUGUCUUAUUUGGAAAAUCUAAAAGAAGUUUAUUGUUCUAGCAAUAUGCAUCCCUGGUCAUUGAUUGAUUUCUGAACAAAAAAACAAAAACAAGCAGAUUGAAUGCAGUGAGUGUUUCUUUAAAGUCAUUGUGUUAACUCUAAAUGUAGACCUGAAAAUAAUAAUUUCCAUAUGUUUCAUCUGCAGUAAUCUCUUAAGUAACAGUCAGUAAUCGUCUAUAACGUCAGCCUUAGACCUAGACGUGGAUCGGGCAUCUUUGUAUAUUGUUGAACUUCUGAUUCACUUGCUGAAAAAGGCCAGCUUGGCCUGCCGAGAAAAAAAUAAACAAAUCAUGCCAUGUGCACUUCAUCUUUUUUUGUGCAGAUAAAUGAAAUAGCAUUUUUUAACAUCGAUUUGAUUCGGACAGAUAGAAAUUCAAUCAAAGUCAUUUGUAAUAGCUUGGAAUCAAGCGUGACAAAUGUAUCAGAGAGUGUGGUGGGUGCAGAGUCGUGACAGCCGGGGUAUAAAAAUACAGUACAGCUGGGUGCUCGAGUCUAUCCACUGUCUGUGUCUCCUCCGCAGAAUACUUUGCUCCCUAUGUGUGCGUCUAUAGUUACCACUGCACUGUAGUAUACAUACAUAUGAGUCACCUUCAGAUGUAUCAUAGUGUUAUGUCUUUCAUAAUCAGAGGUGAUAAAGUUGCUUAACAGUCGUUUAAAAAAAAUCUGUUUUAUUUCAAGUCAGAAAAGACAUCAUGAUUCUGAGUCAGGAUGUGUUGCUGUAACCGCUUUGACACAUGGGAAAUAAUACGAGCUCCAGUCAUCGCUCGUUGGCGUCCACUUUAUUUGAUGUUUUCUAAGUGUUUCAUAGUUUUCCAGAUUCCUGCUGAUGUGAUACAUUUAGUUCACUUUCAUGUUUGAUGUCUCUACUGCAGUGGUUCUCAUCUGGUCUAGUCUAAGGACCCACCACCAAAUCCUUCAUGAAUCGUGGCCCAAGUUUCUGAUCAUUUUUCAACCAAUCAGAUUUAUUGAAUGUCAGUUUGGACCUCAGAUGGUACGAAACAUAUGACGGAACAAAGAAAAGUAACAAAACCAACAUGUUUUAAGAGCGCUUCAUAGACUUUUUACACAUUUUUUUCCCCCAGUCACAUGUUGCGACCCAUUGAAAAUGGCUCCUCGACCCACCCGGGUGAGAACCGCUUCUCUAAUGCAUCUUUUCUUUGCCCUACAAUGUGUCAUAUGAGACUGAAACAAACAAAGCAUUUCACUUCAAGGUUUUUAAAUUGUGUAUUAAGCAAAAAACUCACACUGGCCCAAACAUCCGCACACCUUCUCAGAUCAGUGUGGCGUUUUCUGCAGAGAAUGUAAUCUGUAGGGACAUCGUUUUCUUGUUUGGUCAUGUAAAACCAAUUUAGAAAAAUAUCUUCUUUUUUUUUAAAUUCGUGAAUGUAUGUGUCUUGUGAGUAAAUGUGACAAUUUUUAAAGUCCUGAUCAAGUGAUUGAGCAUCAGCUGGAAAGAUAUUUUUUGUAUUGUAUGCUUUAAUGUAUUAAUGAGUUAAUGUUUUCAAGUUCAAACUGUACUUCAUUCACUUAAGUGUGAUUUAAUGUCAAAUGUUUUAUAUUGAUGAAAGUUUGUACAUACUGUAAUUGCAAAUAGAAUAAUGCUGAUGAAUUGUAAAUGAUUGCAGUCAUUGAUUACUUUUUUUUUUCUCAGCCUAAACAGCUGUCAGACUGCUUCUUUGUUUUUUUGUGUUGUGGGGAAAAAACUACUUCAAUCUUUAUGAAACCCAUCUAGGUAACUUUCAUUUGUGCAGUUGUUACAGUAGUGUCUUUAAUUUGAUCUGCAUUGUUCUAAAGAGCAUGGGUUCAUCUCAGCUUUAAAAUGUUUUGACCCUUUAAGACCCGUCUUCAAUCUAUUUUCUUUUUUUUUAAAUGUUGCACUGCUAUUACCCCAUACAGAACACACACAAAUAAAAGACCAGAAGAGACUUGCAAAUUGUGUUGUAAAGACUUUUGUGUCUUCCCUGGUCCAAAUUGUUGUCAUUGCUUUUUAUGUUCUGGUGUAAAAAAAAAAAAAAAGAGACACUUGCUGUUGUAAAACUCAAAAACUUUUGUUCAAAUAGGAGUGAGUCUGUUCUAAGUGGAAAACUGCCAAUCAAAUAAAGCUUCUAUGCCUCAAAGGUGA
Labrus mixtus (cuckoo wrasse) is the source of this 3581-nucleotide messenger RNA. RefSeq names its product phosphatidylinositol-specific phospholipase C, X domain containing 3 (gene plcxd3). Lineage: Eukaryota; Metazoa; Chordata; Actinopteri; Labriformes; Labridae. Gene Ontology annotation, molecular function: phosphoric diester hydrolase activity. Bases 127 to 1095 code for a protein of 322 amino acids. The transcript has 6 exons. The record is from RefSeq and is a predicted model, not a curated record. Gene Ontology annotation, cellular component: synapse. Gene Ontology annotation, biological process: lipid metabolic process.